Molecule: messenger RNA, 396 nt
Organism: Prorocentrum cordatum
Lineage: Eukaryota; Dinophyceae; Prorocentrales; Prorocentraceae
Source: the annotation of a GenBank genome assembly
AUGGUGAGGACGUUGCGGUUCGCUAGUUGGGGAUCCAUGCUAUCGUCGAGGAUGGGUUUGCGAUUCAUGCGGAUUGCAACGCGACGGUGUCGGUGGCCUUUCGUCUUCCAGGCUUGGCCAAUGAGAAUCAGAGCCGUUGCCACUGGUUGGCCGAAGCAGGGGAGCCCAUGCCCGCCAGUCCCAACGUACGAGAUCUUGAAGGCGUUCAGGCUCUUCGACGACGACGAGACUGGGAAGAUUACUCUCAAGAACCUGAAGCGUGUCGCGAACGAGUUGGGCGAGCGGAUGACGGACGAGGAGCUGCAGGAAAUGAUCGACGAGGCCGACAGGGGCGGCGACGGGGAGGUGAACGAGGAGGAGUUCCUCCGCAUUAUGAAGAAGACCAACCUGUUCUGA